UUUGUUGUCCUAUCUUGAUGAAAGGGCCCAGGAUUCGCUAGGUUAAAGGUGGUUGCCAGCUGGACUUUCGAAUGGCUUCCAAGUCGCGGCUUGCGAAGGUGUCCUUGCCAACUGACGCUGAGCCUGCUGCGGAGCUAGUCCAAUGGAGCUGUAGGGAAGGCUAUGUUUAUGUGCCGAUACCACCAGCUGGCUCAGCAGGACACCGGGCAGAUAAAUGGGAUGUGGAUAAAUGGUUCAAGGCCCUCAAGGUGGAGCUGGUGGCGUCCGGUGACAACAUGACGGUGCGAUUAAAUGAUCAGGAAACAGGGGAGUUGUUCGCCGAGUGCCCCUUGCCAAGCGACGGAACACCUCUAACAACGGCGGUGGAGCCCGUCGUAGACAGUAGUCGCUACUUCGUAUUGCGUGUGGUGGACAAGGAGACAGGAAAACAUGCGUUCAUCGGCCUUGGAUUUAGGGAGCGCAAUGACGCGUCGGGCUUCACCACGGGGCUGGAUGAGUACCGCAAGUACCUGCGACGCAAGCAGGAGGCGGAGGCCAUGAAGGCGGAUUUCGAGAGGCAGGAGAGCGGUGAAGGUGGCCAACAUCGUGAUUACAGCCUCAAGGAGAAUAUAGUCAUCCCGCUGAAGAUAGGAAGUACGAAACGCCACGAAGGUGAAGGCACUGGUGCAGGCCUAAGCGGGAGCAAAGCUGCGGAGGUCGUGGUGCAAGGAGUCGGGGCAUUGAAGCUGGCGCCGCCACCAGCGGUUUCCAAAGCGACAAAUGGCAGGGUAGCUGGCCGGUCCGCCGCCUCAACAGCGGGCCAGGCGGCAGUCCCCGCCAGCGGCACGGCUGACUCAGAUGACACAAACGAGUGGGGAGACUUUACAAGUUCCCCAGCUUCAUGAUUUCACCUAUUGUACAUGCAUCGGCACUGGACACGCACUGUGCCGCAGUGUAUAUUAACGUUGUCGUGUGCUAGGCCAGACCGCGUGUAUGUUUAGCUAAACGAACGCAGUAGGCAUAUGCAUGUUGCGCAUCGUCAUUAUGUUUACAUCGCCUCGUUUGUCACGGCUUGCCCAGCGCGUUCGUUGGCCGCAUCCCUCUUGGCAUGCAGACCACAAGGCUAUCCUGGGCGCCUACCGGAAGGCCAUACAAACCAAGGCCAUACAAACCACACGACCAUAAUAAACGAUAUCUAUGCAUGUGCACAUUCACGAAACUGAGGACAUGAGGAUGAGACUUUCAAUUUCUCGACGAGGGACCUAUGCGAAUCUGGCAACAGUUUUCAUCCUAUCCACGGUCGUCGGCAGCGGGCUUUCAUAUCCGAGUGUGGUACAGUACGGUGGUUUGUACUGCUAGUACGGCAAUGGUUAUUAGGGUUCAAAAAUGCACGCACAAUGAGGCGUGGAGUUUGCUUCCAGUGAAAAUGGAUCCAUCGAUUUGCACUGCUGCUACGACCAACAGACUACCCAUCUAGUGCGGGCGACGCCCUGCAACGUAAACGAU
This is a messenger RNA of Volvox carteri f. nagariensis, 1485 nucleotides long. RefSeq lists its product as uncharacterized. The coding region runs from base 72 to 884 and encodes 270 amino acids. NCBI's taxonomy places the organism in Eukaryota, Viridiplantae, Chlorophyta, Chlorophyceae, Chlamydomonadales, Volvocaceae. Gene Ontology annotation, biological process: endocytosis. Gene Ontology annotation, cellular component: membrane; clathrin vesicle coat. The transcript is spliced from 6 exons. The record is from RefSeq and is a predicted model, not a curated record.